CCCCCAAAGAUCUUCCCUAACGUUAUGAUACACGAAUUGCAGCGGCGGUAAUCCUUUCUACCUCAGUUUCGUUUACAUUUCUCUCUCUCCCCCAAUCUCUCUUCUUUCCCUUCCCCUUUCUCUCCUCCCUUUUCUUCUUCCCGCUUUUCUCUGUUUUCCGUUCCUCUUGGCCAUAGCAGCCACAACUCAUUGUCCGGAUGCUCAGCCGACAAGCAGUUUCUAAGUUUCAGUAAUUAUCCUACGAACAGCAGUUACGAGUAGUGAGUGAAAACUGUAAAGUUCACGGCCGAUUUACUUUGGCUGCCAGCACGAUAUGCUAGUGUCUCUUCCGAAGUUAGGGUUUCACCAGAGCUUACUGUUUGUAAAGAAAGAAAGCGACGAUCGAGAAAUGGAACAGAGAGAGAGAGAGAGCGCUUUCUCUUGAAUGCCAGCAAUAGUAUGGUGGUAUGGAUUUGGAGUUGUUAGAACCAGUUCACAGUUCUUUUCAUCUGAAUUCAGAGCAAGACGUUGCUUGGGGAGCUUUGAAGGCGACAGAUCAUUUGAGGGCGUGAUCGUAAUCAGAAGAAUCCAUGUCUGACCGAUUUGAUUCAGAAUGUUUCAACUCCGCAACGACGAGCUUGGAGAAUUCACUUUUGGGCAUUAGCAACUGUAGGCCCGAUUCUCAUGUUGCACAGCAAAGCCGUCGCGACAAGUUGAGAGUUCAGCAAAGUUCAAGUCAAAGGCCACCACCAUACACAAGAUUUCUCCCAGCACCUGGUGCAAGUACCCAGAGAUACCAGCGUAUUUCGAGUUCGGAAUGUUAGGAACUGCGGCGACCUUCUCUAUGACCCUACUCAGGGGAGAGAAAUGCGAAAGAAUUUGAGGGGCUCAGGAGAAGAUGGGCAGUUGGGCAUUGGCAACGACGAAGAGAAAGAUUGGGUAUGCACUAUUAACGCGCUGAAGAAUGAAAAGAUUUGUUCUGUGGUCGCUGGGAGCAGGAACUCACUGGCAAUUUGUGAAGAUGGGAAGCUAUUUACAUGGGGAUGGAACCAAAGGGGAACCUUAGGCCACCCACCUGAAAGUAAAACCGAGAAUAUUCCUAGCCAGGUGAAAGCUCUUGCCAAUGUGAAGAUUGUUCAGGCAGCUAUUGGUGGAUGGCACUGUUUGGCAGUUGACGAUCAAGGCCGAGCUUAUGCCUGGGGUGGUAAUGAGUAUGGGCAGUGUGGCGAGGAACCUGAGCGAAAAGAUGAAAAUAGUCGGGCUCUUAGGAGAGAUAUAGUGAUACCUCAGAGAUGUGCGCCAAAGCUUUCAGUUCGCCAGGUUGCUGCUGGAGGUACUCAUUCUGUAGUGCUUACACGGGAGGGGCAUGUAUGGACAUGGGGUCAACCAUGGCCUCCUGGAGAUAUAAAACAGAUAUCCACUCCAGUAAGAGUACAAGGUCUUGAAAAGGUGAGGCUUAUUGCAGUUGGUGCAUUUCAUAAUUUAGCACUCGUAGAAGAAGGAACAUUGUGGGCAUGGGGAAACAAUGAAUAUGGACAACUUGGAACUGGGGAUACACAACCAAGAUCGCAACCUAUUCCUGUUCAAGGAUUGUCGGGUCUCACUCUGGUAGAUAUUGCUGCGGGAGGAUGGCAUUCUACUGCAUUGACAGAUGAGGGAGAGGUGUAUGGUUGGGGAAGGGGGGAGCAUGGGAGGCUUGGAUUUGGAGAUGACAAAAGCAGUAAAAUGGUGCCCCAGAAGGUUCACCUCCUAGUUGGGGAGGAUAUAGUUCAGGUGUCAUGUGGAGGCACACAUUCAGUUGCAUUAACACGUGAUGGGCGUAUGUUUUCAUUUGGUCGAGGAGAUCAUGGACGUCUUGGAUAUGGGAGGAAAGUAACAACUGGUCACCCAAUGGAAGUGCCAAUAAACCUCCCGUCACCAAGGCAUCUCAGUGGCACUGGUGCUGAAGGACGUUGGUGUGCAAAACUUGUUGCCUGUGGUGGACGCCAUACUUUAGCAAUAGCAACAUGGGAGACCAAUGAACCAGACCAGUUGCUGUGAUUGCGGAUAUUAAAAUUGCAGUCAUGAAUUUUGGAAGAUUUAGCAGAACUUUUGUAAACACAACUUGAGAUUGUAUAUUGUUUUAAACAGCGACUAAUUAAUACAUUUACAUGGCACUCACAAAAAUAAUACAUAUAUAUGAAUUAGGAUGGUAUUAACCAUACCAUGCUUUCUGCAAUACAAAAUUGUGGUAUUUCCAUGGAGU
This is a messenger RNA of Nelumbo nucifera (sacred lotus), 2224 nucleotides long. NCBI's taxonomy places the organism in Eukaryota, Viridiplantae, Streptophyta, Magnoliopsida, Proteales, Nelumbonaceae. The record is from RefSeq and is a predicted model, not a curated record.